Messenger RNA from Acanthosepion pharaonis, 1065 nucleotides. The record is from the annotation of a GenBank genome assembly. NCBI's taxonomy places the organism in Eukaryota, Metazoa, Mollusca, Cephalopoda, Sepiida, Sepiidae.
AUGUCUAUUUGUCAUUCGGUUCCUACUUAUCUAUCUAUCUAUCUAUCUAUCUAUCUAUCUAUCUAUCUAUGUCAUGUCUAUCAUUCGGUUUCUAUCUAUCUAUCUAUCUAUCUAUCUAUCUAUCUAUCUAUCUAUGUCAUGUCUAUCAUUCGGUUUCUAUCUAUCUAUCUAUCUAUCUAUCUAUCUAUCUAUCUAUCUAUCUAUCUAUCUAUGUCAUGUCUAUCAUUCGGUUCCUAUCUAUCUAUCUAUCUAUCUAUCUAUCUAUCUAUCUAUGUCAUGUCUAUCAUUCGGUUCCUAUCUAUCUAUCUAUCUAUCUAUCUAUCUAUCUAUCUAUCUAUCUAUCUAUUAUGGUUGAAGGAUGAUGAUGAUGAUGAUGAUGAUGAAGAAGAAGAAGAUGAUGAUGAUGAAGAAGAAGAUGAUGAUGAUGAAGAUGAUGAUGAUGAUGAUGAAGAUGAUGAUGAUGAUGAUGAUGAUGAAAGCCAGAAGCUAUUCCUUCAGUCGGUUUGUGAUGAAUUCGCCACGAUUAGAAAACUUUACGUACUGACUUUUCCAUCUCUCUCUCUCUCUCUCUCUCUCUCACUCUCUCCCUCUCUCUCCCUAUCUCUCUCUCCCUCUCCCUCUCUCUUUCCCUAUCUCUCUCCCUCUCUCUCUCUUUCUCUCUCUCUCUCUGCUUCAUACAGUGUAAUGCUGAUAACGGCCUCAUUCCCCUUCGUCGAGUCCGCACCCAAAUCAAACGGGAACUCUUGUAUCUCUCUCUCUUUCUUCCCAUACAUACAUAUCUAUCUAUCUAUCUAUCUAUCUAUCUAUCUAUCUAUUACGUUUUUCUUUAUCUAUCUAUCUCAGUCUGUUCGUUUACUUUUUCUUUCUUUCUUUCUUUCUUUCUUUCUUUUUAUAUGUUCUGUUCGUUUACUUUUUCUUUCUUUCUUUCUUUCUUUCUUUCUUUCUUUCUUUCUUUCUUUCUUUCUUGAUCGCCAGAGAAAUGCUGGCCAGAAUUUCCUUGACGAUCCGUUUAGUUUCAUAUCUAUCUAUCUAUCUAUCUAUCUAUCUAUCUAUCUAUCUAUCUAA